GCGCCUGUUCCUCGUGGGCGCGUGGACUGGCGCUGCGCUGGCUGACAGCGGCGGGGCAGGGCCAGGCUCCCUUCCUCCCGCGAGCUUCCUUCCCCGCCCCUUCCUUGCUCGAGGGGCGGGCGGCCCGAUCGGAAAAACCCCCUAUGCAGCCGCCGGGCCGGAAUUGACGCUCCGCUGCCGGAGUCGCGGCUGCCUUUCGCCAUGAGCUGCCUGGAUGUGAUGUACCAAGUCUAUGGUCCUCCCCAGCCGUACUUCGCAGCCGCCUAUAGCCCUUACCACCAGGUAAGUCGCCGGGGCGGAGGGUGGGUGGGGGAGGCGGGGAAGCCCCGGGCGCCGUCGAGGAGGUGCCACUGGCCUGGCAUAUACUCUGGCAUGGCUCAGUUGGUAGAGCAUGAGACUCUUAAUCUCAGGCUCGUGAGUUCGAGCCCCACAUUGGCCGAAAGAUUUCUGCAUUGCAGGGGCUGGACUAGAUGAUCCUCGGGGUCCCCUCCAGUUCUAUAAUUCUAGCUCGAGCUUGGCACAAUAAUGCGUCGCGGGUGACUUAUGAGCGCAGCCGGAGGAAUCGGGGGGCGGAGGUGAAUGGAAUCCUGGGGCUCAACUUCUUGUAUCGCUCCAUUUCCCGCCCCACUCGUAUUCCCUGGAUGAAUAAUAGAAUUGUAGAGUUGAGAGUCUCAAUGGAGCGCCAGGGUCAUCUAGUCCAACCCCUUGCAGUGCAGGAAUCUCAGUUUAGGUCAUACAUGACAGGUGGCCAUCCAACCUCUGCUUAAAGCCUUUCCAAUGAAGGAGAAUCCACCACCUCUCGUGGCCGCCCGUUCCACUGUCGAACAGCUCUUACCGUCAGAAAAUUAUUGAGCUGAAACGCAAAUGGACCGCGGUCCCCUCGACUUCUGGGGGAAUUGAAUUAGCAAAUGGUUCCGUUUUAGUCAGGCUUGUGGUGAUUUUAUUUUAGUUUUCUUUGCAAACGUGUUCAUGUUCGGAAUAGGAAGUGCUCUCGAGAUGGCGGGUGGGGAUGUUUCGCAGCGAGCUCAGCCUGCCCGCCAAUUGGAAUUAAAACUAUAUUACCCAUGGACACCAAAGGUAUUUAAACUUGUUUUCAGGAAUGGGAGAACGACUGUAAUGGUUAGAAGUGUUAAUGAGAUUGUAACAGGAGUUGGAACAAUAGUUCAGCCACUAAUUCCAGAGGUGGCUUUUGGAAUUCCAUUUUUACCUCGUUCUUCGCAGCCGUAUGUGCAGUAACGCUGGCCUUCCUUGCGAGGAUGUCGUAAGCUAACAGCGUGGAUUGCUUUGGACUCGGAAUACGUUGUAUAAAUGCAAACUAUCCCAAAUGAUUAUUUUAUUUUUAGAAACCUGUGAGAAUCGCUUCCUGCAAUUUCGUUCUCUCUGGCCAUUGCAAUUUUCAGUGAGCUUUUAUCUUUUUUCCGGUUAAUUUCCUAAGCUAAGGCGGCGGGACGCGUUCUGCAGCUUUUUGUAAGAAAGUUCAGAACUCUGGACUCGGAAGUAGCAAAAUGUUUCAGCCCUGUUCGUUUGCAUGCAAAAGGCGCGGCGAUAAAUCCGAGACCGGCGCCUUCACUUGCCCCUCCGUUCGUUGUUGCAAAUAAGAGAAGCAAUUCGUUUUCAUUUCCGUCGCUAGAGCAACCUUCCUUGAAUCAAGGAAAUCUGAAUUGUAUUGCGUCGGUAGCUAACGUGCCUCUAACAAAUGUGAGUGGAUUGUUGUUGUUGUUUUGGGGGUUUUUUGUUUGUUUUGCUAGAAAUAAAUUCUGGUUCUUGAAGAGUUCAGAUAAAAAUAAGAUAUCAUUAAGUGAAAAAAAACCUGACAAAAUGCGGAAAUAUUGCCUUCCAUUUAAAGCCCGUCUUGGACAGCAAAAGAAAUUCAAAAGUGUUUCAUUGUGUCGGGCGGAAUAGAAAUUCAGUUUGCAAGGAAAACUGAAGCUCAGCAUUAAAGGAAGAGAUAGCAGGCGGCAUUGAGUCCGACACUCUUUCUGUAUUUCAUGACCGUCUUAAACGGAACAGGCCCAACAAUCCUAGCCGUUUGCUUCCAAAUAAAUGUGGUUGAUAACGCGAAGUUAGGCUCUGCAGGACGCAGCCGGCGGCUAAGUCAAUUUAGUUCACUUUGAAAUCCUUAGGAACGUCUGCCCCGUCGAUUCAGGUUCCUCCAUAAAACGAAUGAAUGUCAGGUAAUAGUUCCACGAGUUGCUUCCUUCCUUCCGAGAUAACGUCCCAAGCGUAGCCCUUGCUAUUCUUUCCUCUUCCCACCGAUGUAUGGAGAAUAAUGCUUGUAAUUCUUAAUUUGUCAGGCUCCUUCUCAGAUAGUUCUGCAAGGCCGGUCAGAAUAGGGUCCCUUGAGAAAGGGCCCAGUUCCCUAUGCCGACUCCGUGCUGUGGCGGCACCUGGCUUCUGAAGCACCUUGAUUAUUAGUAGGAUUUGGAGAUCGCGGUACCUAAUUUUCUUUCCCCGAGACUGUAUUAAAAAUGGGACAUUUCUGAUGACCCGUCUGGGGAGACGGACAGGAGUGACUUGUCCAAGCCGAUGCGCCUGAUGCUUUGCCACAGUAACGAAGCAAAGAGAAGGAAAGCUUCCUGCCCCGAGGAACUUACAAUUGUGCAUUCCAGGCGAGGAGGUGCAGCUCGUGGAAAUGGGAAGAUCACUCAGCAGGGGAAGAGUCCCGUUUGGUUUGUCAGUCUUUCGGCAGAGUGAGGAGCGGGAGAUGCCGCUCUCAGGGCCCUCCGUGGUGGUGAAAAUGGAGCGAAUGAAAAAUAAUUUGCUGGGCUUUCUGGGUGCCGGUCCCUCCCUCCAAUAUCUGCUGCUUGGAGUGGAAGGCCGGUCAGCGCAGGGACUGAGGCAGGCGUGGGUCAGAAUACGCUCCCAAAUCGCUCCAGCAUAAGGAGAGUCCUGCUGGAUCCGGCCCACCGCCCUAUGUAGCACCGUGCCCAACCAGAUCCUCUGCGAAGGCCCCAAGCAGGCCAGGAGGGCAGGAGUCCUUCCCUCCUCCUGCUGUCCCGUCCCCCCCAAGACUCGUAUUAUUCGCAGGCAGAACAGACCUCUGGCCGUGCAAGUAGCCCUUGUGGCCAGUAGCCACUGACUGACUGCUCCGCGAAUGCGUCUAUCCCCCUUUUAAAGCCUCUUUGCUCCUGAGAUGGCAAGGCGUAGCAUAAUUAAAUCGCAGAAAUCCAGAGAGCGGCGAGCCUGGCUGCUUCGCCUCCCGCCCCCUCCAACGUCUUCUUACUCUCCCUCCAGGACUUUUGCGCUGUGUCCGAAUUCAAUUAUUCAUUUUGCAUUUUGAUGGCCCUUGACGGAGGCGGCGGCAACAGCAGCAGCAGCUGCAGACACGCUAACCGCGGCAAAGCAAACGUGGAGAACAUUAAGCAGGCCUUCGAGAUCUCUCUCUCUCUCUCUCUCUCUCGAUCUCUCUCUCAAAGAACCCAGUGAAAAAUAAUCUGGUCCCGUCGGAAAUGCCUCUCUCUCUCUCCCCGUGCCAAGCGGCGCUGUUCUUCCCAAACCGAGUUCGAGUCCUGCCAGUUGCGUGGCUUUCCCGCCGCCUCUUGCUCCUACCAGCACUAAGCUCAGAAAAUAGUCUUCCCAGUGUAGACCACAUGUUUAAAACAACAUCUUCCUCGCUCCCACUUCGUGGGACUCGCCGUUUCUCAGGUUUUUAGUUUUCCUUCUUUUGGUUUUGAUAGUGUUGGCGCUCCGGGGACCCUUCACUGAGAGUAAUUUCACGCGAAAAACCAGGUUCAGGGCGAUCUCUGGCCUGCCAUUCCGGUCUCUUAGAAUCAACAGGGCUUUUUGCUGUUGCCAUAGUUUUAUUUUGUUUAAGAAACCAAAGUACACGAACAUCUUCUGGAUUUCGAUUCGCAUUGUGUCCCAUUCGGACAUUGUUAAAGCUCAGCGCUUUCAUGCGCGAGGUAGUUUGUGGUUGUUGUUGUUUUAUUUUACGAUUCCUCCUGGUGUUUUCCCUUGAAUUUGGACACUUGGUGUCACCUCUUAUCUUUAAGAAGGAAUGGGAUCAUCCGCCUGCUCCAGCUGUCUCGGGCUAGUUUGGAUGCCGCGGACGUCUUCUCUCCUGCCUGCGGACGUCGGCCGUUGCCUGGUCCAUUUCCACCCUGGUCUUGCUUUUGUUCUCCCGCUUCUCUUGCAAAAUACGGAUCGGAGCUAGCAGGAGCGGCGCCUUCGCUUCUGUCCGGCCUGCGCGGCUGCUUUCCGAGGGUCCUCCUCAGCGGCGCGUCGGCCUCCACUAGCCAGGCUCGUCGCCAAAUUUUCCGCCGGCGCUGCGUGCUGCGAGCGAAGCGCGCUAGCCAAACAGAGAAACCCGGAGCGCGUUGCUUCUUGCUGCUCUCCGCUGGCCGCAGCCCUCCAAGCCCAGGGAACUGGGUCAGUUUGCUUCGAUUCAAAGUGUACGCUUUGAGUAGGAAGAGAGAGCUUUUUCCCUCCAGAGAAAGGGACGGGGCAGCUUGCUGUGAUCCAGCAGCUCCUUCAGCCAGAACCGUUGGAGCAAAGCCCUUCCAAAUUCUCUUGCCUGAAAGGUUUGUGGAUCGGGAGAUUGUAAAACCUGACUGAGGCGCAAACCACAGUGUCCCAAAUCUGCCUACUGAUGAAAGGCAAAGCUUGGAGGCAAACCUUCGCAGGAAUCCGUGCAUUUUGAGUGUUGUGUUCACAUGUCCCUUCUACCCACCCCUUCUUCACCAGGCCUCCACCUGAGCGUAUAAAAGAGCCAGAGUAGGUCAGACGCCUGCAGACAGUUUAGACGUGUAGAGUGUUGGUCUCCCGUCCCAUCCCCAGCUUUUUAAUUUUUUUAAAUAGCCCAGCAGCCCUUUGGCAAAGCAAUAGCAAUGAGAGUUUUUGUAGCCAAAGAAACUUUCAGUCUGGAAUAACAAUAAAUCAUACCACCAGUCAUUGAUCAGAGUGCUUAAUUGUAUUUGUUUGUUUGUUAUGGCAUGCAUGGUUUCUCUCUUUCUCAAUACAGUGGUACCUCGGGUUACAUACACUUCAGGUUACAGACGCUUCAGGUUACAGACUCCGCUAACCCAGAAAUAGUACCUUGGGUUAAGAACUUUGCUUCAGGAUGAGAACAGAAAACGUGCCCCGGCAGCACAGCAGCAGCAGGAGGCCCCAUUAGCUAAAGUGGUGCUUCAAUUUAAGAACAGUUUCAGGUUAAGAACGGACCUCCGGAACGAAUUAAGUACUUAACCUGAGGUACCACUGUAUUCUUCUCCCAACAACCCUGUGAGGUAGAUUAGCAGCUAAGAGACUGUGACUGGCUCAGGGAGCUUCCUGGCUGAGUGGAGAUUUGAGUCCUGGUUUCUCAAGUCCUAGUCCAACCCUCUAAGCACUACACCACACUGGCUCUGAAUUUCAUUACACACACUUUUUAAAGUUAUGUAUGUCUAUCAGUCCACCAGUCCAAUGUAUGCAUGUUUUCCUCCUCCAGACCUCAUUCCCUUCUGGUGCACAGAGAGGGGCUCCUACAUGGGUUUGUAGAAAAGACUGGGGAUUGUUGCAUUUCAUUUAUUUAUACACAAAAACUGGGGUUGAGAGGCAGAACUUUCCUGCUGCCUCAUUGCCCUCGAAAUGCAACUGUUUGGCAGGGGAGCCAUUGGCACAUUUCCGAUGGGCAGGCAUGUGUGCACGGACCUUGAUUGCAUUUUGCUCUCUUCCACAGAAACUAGCCUUUUACUCGAAGAUGCAGGAAGCCGCGGAGAGCGCCAGCACAAGCGGCAGCAGUGCCAGCAGCUCCUUCUCCAGCCACACUGCCCCUGCCAGCAUCAAAGAGGAAGAGUGCAGCCCGGAGAAAGAGCGCCCCCCAGAGGCCGAAGUCAUCAAUUCCAGAUGCGUCUUGUUCACCUAUUUCCAAGGGGACAUCAGUGCUGUGGUGGACGAGCACUUCAGCCGAGCCCUCAGCCAGCCCAGCAGCUACUCGCCCAGCAGCUCCAGCACAAAGGCUGCCAUGAGGAGCUCCAGCUCUUGGAGGGGUGAGCUGAUAAGCCUCUUGGCCCUGCAGGACCCUUGCUGCCUGGUCUGUCUGCGCCCGCACUAGAAAACUCUUUGAAUCUGGCUUAACUACUGGUGCCUUCCCAGCAGGGAACUGUAGUUCCGCGCAAGGGGCUAGGGAGAAUUAGCACACAAUGUUGUGCCACUAUAGCCGUAAGGUGUGGUAGCUGUUGUUGAAAGCCAGGCAGCUCAGGGAGCAGCAGUGACCUGUAUACAGACUUUGAAUGGGAUCUAAUGCUUUGGAACAAGGGGCAUUUGGUACAACCUAGGUGCGCUGCUCAUCUGUGAAUGGAUGUGUUCAGCAUAACCCACAGAGUUCUAUGUCUACAGUGGGGAAUGUGUGUAGUGGCUGGGGCAGAAUUAUAUCGCAUGUGUGCAAACAUAAUGGCUGACACAUUUUCUUCAGGGAUAUCUGUUUAUAAGGUAAAGGUAAAGGUACCCCUGCCCGUACGGGCCAGUCGUGACCGACUCUGGGGUUGCGCGCCCAUCUCACUUAAGAGGCCGGGGGCCAGCACUGUCCGAAGACACUUCCAGGUCACGUGGCCAGCGUGACGAAGCUGCUCUGGCGAGCCUGCACCAGCGCAGCACAUGGAAUCGCAGUUUACCUUCCCGCUACAAAGCGGUACCUAUUUAUCUACUUGCACGUAAGGGUGCUUUCGAACUGCUAGGUGGGCAGGAGCUGGGACCAAACGACGGGAGCUCACUCCGCCGCGGGGAUUCGAACCGCCGACCAUACGAUCGGCAAGUCCUAGGCGCUGAGGUUUUACCCACAGCGCCACCCGCGUCCCACUGUUUAUAAUCACCUAUAAAAGAUCUUAUUCUCUUUGAAAUUAGGAAGGGAGCCAAGACAAUAAAGAUUGCGUACACAGUACCAGCUUAAAACAUAGCUAGGUCCUUCUUUUUCCCAAUCUGGAUCAAAGCUGGGGCUUUUUGAGGGGGGAAGAGAUGCAUCAAAACAAUGUACUUCAUAAGCAAUGGCAGGAUAUAUAUGGCUAACAUCGUGGGUAUACCACUUUCCAAACUAGAAGCGGGAACACACUGGAUUCAUAGUAAACAGAAUUGUGUACACAGCCUAAGACUAUAUUAUUGAUUUGGCCUUAUGUGACUUAGUCCCAGGAUAAGGGUACAUAGGAUCACAGCUUUAAUGUGUAGUAGCUACUCCAAUAAAUGAAUCCAGGAAUAAUCACAUUCACCAAGGCUGUAAUCCUGUAGGCUCACUUGGGAGUUAGUGACGCAUAAGUCGCAUUCAACUCAAUGGGCCUUAUUUAUGAAUAAAUGGCAGCCUGCAAGAAUCCACAAACAAACUUUAAUUGGAAGCAAUGAGGGGCAUAUAUUUCAUCUUUUGUGCCUUGCUUCCAAAACAGUGGGGGAAGGAAGCAAUGAGCCACAAAAAAGUAUUAUUAUCAGAUUCCCAACACUAGAUGCAUUGAAUGCUCCGAGUAAAGGACGUGGGCCAGGUCAGAUUAGGCUCUUCUAAACCCUACUGAUCUUAAUAGAACAGUUAAGUGUGUGAAACCUAUAUGAAGCCUCCAUAUUCAGACACAGUAUAUCACUGCAACUAUUUGCGGGGGGGGGGGGGGACUCUGCCUUCGUGCUCUGCAUGUGGCCUUCUGAUAGCAAGCAUCUGGUCAGCCACUGUGUGAAGAGAGAUGCUGAACAAGAAGGCUGUGUUUGAUCCUGCAGCGCACUUCUGUAUUUGGUAAAAAUACAAAGUGGCAAAACCAGCUGCUUGCCUGGCCAUGGGGGUCAAUGGGAGUUGGAGGACCAGAUACCUAUAGCUACAUCUGCUGGAGUACCCUCAUCUAUACAACUCUUAAAGGCACAGGAGCCCCAUGUUCUGUGCUGUUUGGCAGUGCAACCCUACUCAGAAGGAAGCCCCACUGAGUUCAGUGAGGUUUACUUCCUGGAUUACAGCCUAAAUCUUUUCCACUGCAAAAGGUGGGUUGUGUAUGAUGUGUUUUGAAUAGUCCUGUAGGUCCAUGAACUUCUAUGCAUAUGAAUAGAAGGGAAUUCUAUUACAGAAUUCUAUUCUAUAUAGGAGAGGUAGAAUUUUUUUAAAAAACAGGCUAGGGGUGCAUCCACACUGGAAUUUGUUUUGGGGUGGGUACUCUCCCUGCAUCCAUUUUUUUCUGAGGUUGCCGUGUCACCUUUGACAUGCCAGUCCAUGCGUUAUUCAAUUUAAUCUUGAUCCAACCUUUCCAUUUGCCUUUAUGUAUUUUUUUCCUUUUUUCUUUUAAAAAAGCGCCAGCAUCCCAUUUAUCUCAAUAACCUGCUUGCAACUAAACCCUCUCUGGCAGUGCAAUGGUAGCUAGUAGAGCACCUGUUUUGCCCGCAGAAGGUCAAAUCCCCAGGUAGGGCUGUGAAUGUCCCUCGUCUGAAUUGAGAGUCUCUGCCAAUCAUUGUGGACGAUUCUGAUCUAGCUGGACCAAAAGUUCGGCUCAAUCCAAGGCAGCUGCUCACACAUAUGGGAUCAAAAAGUGUGUAGUUUUGAAAACACAAGUUUAAUCCAGUUCAAAAUUUUAGCAUUACCUCUUUGUACAUUUCCAAAGUUUGCAUUAUUAUUAUUAUUCCACUUUCUGGAAUUUACAGGGCUAAACUUUUCACAGGGAGGGGAGAAAUGAAUUUACCCCCUUUCCUGCCAAACUCCAAAAAUCCCUGACGAUGGGAACUCAGCUGCCGGAAUUUCAGAAAGACAAAACAAAUGGCCCAGCAAGGUCUCCCUGGCGCAGCUGCCGGGCCGAGAAGGGCAGAGGGCUGCCCUGCCCUUUGUGGCCCCCGAGAGGCCGUUGUCAAGAAAAUCUCGGCAGCCCCUCCGGGAGCGCAACUGGGGGAAGGGAGAAACAAGCUGGAGCGUCUGCGCCCGGGCGAGCGAGACCAGCAUGCCGGAGGCUUGGGCCGCGCCAGCGCCGUGAGCCGCCGCUUGAGCUGCAGCAAUUAGCAGCGGAUUCCGUUUCUCUUUCGGCGGCGAAAAGCGGCGCUUGUUAAUUCCUGCACAUCAAGCAGCUGUUAAAGGAACAGGGGCGGGAGGAGGAUGGUGAUUUUGGGGUUAUUGGGUUUUUUUAAAAAAACAACCUGAACACAAGAAAACAAGACUUAUUGCAGGAGGACACGUGGCUGGGUUGCUCUCUAACAAUUUACAUGCAGAUCAGUAACAUUAUUAUAACACUAGUUACAGGUAGGUAGCCGUGUUGGUCUGCCGUAGUCGAAACAAAAUUUAAAAAAAUCCUUCCAGUAGCGCCUUAGAGACCAACUAGGUUAUUGGUAUGAGCUUUCCUGAAGAAGUGUGCAUGCACACGAAAGCUCAUACCAAUAACAAACUUAGUUGGUCUCUAAGGUGCUACUGGAAGGAAUUUUAUUAUUAUAACAAUACAGUAUAUUUAUUUAUACCCCGUAUUUUCCCCUGACCAGGGACUCAAGACGGUUUACAGAUAAAAAUAAGAACAGUUCAAAACAUGGGAAGCAUUUUUUUUUAAAAAAAAACCAAUUAAACAUUGAUAUAAUUAAGAGAGAGAGAGAGACCUUGCAAAACUAUCCGUUUUCACCCUGGAAGCAGCUCUUCUGAACUCUAUGGGGGUUUACUUCUAGGCAGAGAGAUCACAGGAUCGUAGUAUCAAAUUCCUUUUUAAAAAGGGAUAUUGCAUGGGACUGUUAAUUUCGGGAUUAAUAUUCUUCACUCUAAAGAGCGAUCGGGAGGCGACAGGUCGCAGCAAGAGACCGUCCCCUUUGACGAACAGACACUCCGCCCCGUAAUGGCCGCGGACAUGGGACAGGGGACAUAAGGGAAACGCAUGGAGGUAGAUAGGGGGGAGCGUCUUAAUUCAAUGGGGAAAGGAAACGAAUCCGGCAACGCAGAAGGCGAGGGAGGGGCCGGAUGGGGAGAGAGGCUGGGGUUUUCCAGGUGCGCAAAUCGCACAUUUAAGAACGGGGUUUUCUUUCCGAGGCUCUAAGAAACGAAAAAUCCAAGCUGCCCGAUAAAGGCAAAGGAAAAGCCCCCAAACAACACUUUUGAGAUGAAACUCAAUGGGAUGCAAUACCAUUUACUUCUGAAUAAAAAGACGUGGGAUGCAAAACGUAGCCGCCUCAUCUCCAAACCUGUUAGGCUACUUGGAGAGAGCAAAUAAUUUUUUUGUCCCCCAAAUAUUACUUAAUGCUUUUUAAGUCCUGGUUCCUGGCGUUGUAGAAAUAAGGCGACCCUGAAGCAAAAAUACAGAAAGUAAGUGAUUUUAAAUAGUUGUAGGAAUGCUUUUGCAGCAGCGGGUGUUCCUGUCUGGAAUCCUCUGGAAUUGUGGCACAUAGCUUACCGGAGGAGAAAUCCCAUUGAAUUCGCCGACUCUGGAGUAAAUGCAAGUGUAGAAUUGCACGGGCUAACGGCACAGUUAUGUGUACAUUCACUCUGAAGGAAUUGUUCAGCAAUGAAAGGUACCCCCAUAAUAUGUGCGCUUAGGACAGCCCCCUUAAAUUCAAGUACUUAACAAGCCGGAGUCACAGACUAGGGGUCUCAUUCCCUCUCCAUUCGAUUCCAAGGCGUUUUGUUUAAUAAUGGGGCCUCCCCUCGCCUUUUUCCACCUUUUUGGCUUUUUUGACUAGGCCGGAUGAUGCCAAGCAACGACUUCUGGGAGAGAGAAAAAGUUGGGUUUUAGAACACGCAUUCACUCUCGAUUCAUGGAUCUUGCUGGGUUUUUAAUCAUUUUUAUAAGCGGACAGGGUAAUGAACAGUAAUAACUAAUUGCUAUCUUAGUUAUUUCUAAUUAGUGUGAUAACUAAUUGCUUUUUUUUUUUUUAGAAAGAGGCAAAUCUUUAAAAUUGGCAAUUAAUUCUCAACUACCAUAACCUUUUUUCUUUUUCUUUUCUUUUUUAAAAAAUGCUGCCUGUAUUCUGAAAUACUGCACCGCAGUAUAUGGCAUUUUCUGGGGAAGAAAGAGAUGGCUGGGGCAUUUCUGGAUACGCUGGGUGAUGCUCUCCAAAAAUCAAUACGGAGUAUGACACCAUGGGCGUAGCCUGGGGGGGCAGCUAACCCCCAAUCAAUAUAAACCUGAAGUUCUGCCCCCCCCCAACAAAUGCUACUCUUCCUGCAGGGAACUCAAGGUGGCAACUAUAUCAUACCUUCCAACAACUUGACAGCAAAAUCCAGGACGCUGUAUUCCAGGACACUAUCUUCCUGUUUUUAUCAAAGCACAGUCACAGCAGCCAGGAAGCAAGCUACUGAAAAGGAGAAAUCUCGAAAUUCAGCAAUAUUUGUUUAAAUGCGGACCUCACCAUUCUAGAGACGUUUACGCAGAAGUCCCAAAGUCAGGCCGCAGCCCCAUACCUGAGAGCGACCCUCACUGAAUUACUUCCGAAUAGCCAUUCUUUUCAGGCAUCAGUCUCUCGAAGUAAACAUGCUUCCACUGGGGUCCAACUUCUGUUUCCCCGGCUAGUUAGAAUAAUAAAGGAUCUGUAGAGUUGGAAGGGGCCAUGAGGGCCAUCUAAUCCACUCCCUGCAAUGUAUGACUCUUUUGCCCAACGUGGGGCUCGAACCCACGAUCCCGAGACUCUCAUGCUCCCACCCCACUUUGCUCGAGCAAGCCCUGGGGUUUUCCAGAUCGGAAGUGCAAAUUCGCUUCUUUAGUGCGCUUCUGCAUCGCCCUUCAGCAAUGCGCAAAAAGUGGGGCAAAAAUCGCCCUUGGAAAACUUGCAAAAUCUCGAACCUUAGCCUUAUGGGGAGCAGCCGUGCGGUCAAGGGCAACACUUCGGAGCAGAGAUCCAGCGGGGGUCCCGGUCAGUGGGAUGAGCAGGCGGGUCCGUGGACGCAGCAGAUCUGAUUUCCCCACUUUGGGAAGUAAGUUUAGCGAAGUGAUAGGCAGGUUACCCUCUGGAAGAGCUCCACCACCAUUAAGUCCAGCUUGGGUCCCAUGCUGUUGCUGGACUACAACUCCCAUCACCCCUAGUUAGAAUGACCGGUGGCCAAGGGAUGAUGGGAGUUGUAGUCCAGCACCAGCUGGGAACCCAAUCCCAGGGACCGCUUAAUCCUUUCCGCUCGGCCCCGAUCCCCAUUCAAAUGCCUCCUGGCGACUAGAAGGGCUGAGAGAGAGAAAGGAGUCCAUGGCAGACUCUGUGACUCUAAAGGGCGCUUCCGUGGGACCGCAGCAGCCCUCCAAAAAUAGGGGCUUACAGGACGCAGCGUGUCACCUCGGCCCCAGACACUCAUAAUUCUGCCUGAAGCCAGUAGCUAAGGGACACGAUCCGCUGUACGUUUGUUCUUAAAGAAGUUCCGCGACUUUCCCGCGUACUCGAAUAUUUUACAGGGUAGCCCUGGUAGGAAAGCACUUGCUCUGAUCAGCGAUUGCUUUGGUCGCGAUUUGAACGCCCGAGGAGCCGCUAAGGGUUGUUUUGGAUACACAGAGGAUGCCGUUGUCUCGAGCUGCAGCCUGAUCUUAGCCAUGCUUCUUCAGAAACAUUUCCACGGGGCUUGCUUCCGAGGGAUCGCAGGCGCAAAGCGUCUUCCCGCCCUGUUUUUUAAAAAAAUAAAAAUAGGUGAGAACCAUGCCUAUAAUGAAGCAUAGUUAAGUUGCAAGGGUAUUAUUUGAGAGAGAUCUGCAAGCUCCCUCAUGACCUUACGGUGAAUGCAGAUCUUCCAUGUUGAGACUUGGUCAUGAGAAAUCUAAACCCCGGCUUACUCAUGAAGCUCUCAAGGUGUCCUUGGUUAAAGCCAGUGAUUAUCCUGCAACCAGAUGGGAUCCUUGUGGUGGCUGCAUGAGAUGCGCCCCCCCCCCAUGGUAUACUUAACACAUUUUUUUAAAAAGAGCGUGUAGAGUGUAAUUUAGAUUUUAUCACUAUGGGAUUCUGUGAGAAUAAUCCCAAGGAUAAUCUCUUGAGAUCAGAUGUUGUUAGGGUUCUGUUAUCUGCCUCAAGGUUCAUUGACAGCUGAGAUUGUCUGUUGCUCUGUGGGAAUCAAAUUGCUUAUGAGCUCUUGAGAAUCAUGGGCUGCUCACAGUGUGGAUCUCUUCUGGAAUCAAGGGUUCAGUGUUCAUCUGGCUCAUUCAGUGCGCUCUCUCUUUAAAAAGAUUCACCAGGGUGGAGUUAAGUUUCUGGAGGACUAGAGACAUUUUUAUUUUAUUUUUUGAAAGAUGCCAGUAAUACUUUUUAGUUAGGAAAGUGCAGAAUAUAUUUCCUUUUGACACAAGACACCAAACAGCUCAUCUAUGCUCAUGUCAUAUUAUUCAACCAAUCUUAAUGCCGGACAGAAUACAAAAGUAAACUCAUGUUACAAUUCAGCUAAUUUCAAUAAAGAUAUAUAAAUGGAUGUAAAGGAUGGAGUUAAGUGACAAUGGAACAUAAAAAGCAAGCUAUGAUCAUUCCAUUUCAGUUCUGAAUGAAUUGCCACAGAAAAUGGGAUGUAUCUAUCCUCAGUCCUCAUCGCUGUAGACCCAUUGAGAUCAAUGGACAUGAUGACUAACUUAACGUAAAUCAAUAGAUUGUCAGCUUGCGUCUUGCAUUUCACUGCAAUUUAAUGCCAAACUUUACUCUCCAUGUCCCUUUACUCCUAUGUGUAUCUGCCAAAUAAAACUGCACUUCAUGUACCUGACGACAUGGACUAAGAUCCACACAAACUUUUGCCAUAAUAAAUUGGUUAGUUUUUAACGUGCUUCUAGGGUCUUGGUUGGACAUUCUAGCCAAUGUGGAUUUUAAUGCUUAUUUUGUAUUUUGACAGAGGCUUUACAUGAUGCAAGGGUAAAAAUCAACAUUAGGGUUCCAUCUAAACUUAAGACUUUCAAUUGCAUACCAGCAAAUUCAGGUUGUGCAGUUAAAGCUGAUUCUGAGCUUUUGUGAAACAAACCCACUUCCCCACGAUAUCCGACUUUUUACAAUGAGGAAAUGGGCUGGGGAUUGCACUCUGUGGGAUAACAGUGGCUUGAUGCAACAUCAUCCAAUCUCACCACAGAAAAGUCAAGGCGAAUGCUCAUCAAGCAGCUGAUGUGGCCUAAUCUCUCCACAAACAAAUCAGGUUGAAUCAGCUCAUCCAGACUUCCUUUUGUGCCACGUUGCUAAACACAGGUCCAUGCUUUAAAGCUUCUUGUUCUAGUGCUCCCCUGCCCAGCGCUUUCCCCACAAAAACAUGUUCUUCAUCGCUGAAUUGGACCAAACAGCAAUCCACAGAAAACCUGAAUUGCUGUUUGUCCCAAUUCAGCAUUAAAGAGCAGGUUUCCCCGAGGUAAGUAGUGGGAGAGGGAGUGCUUGAACACAGAGCUUUAAAAUGAGGACCUUUUCCUAGAAAGUGUGGAGCAAAAGGAUGAGUGUGAAUGAGCUCUUAGUCAUGGUUACAGCUGACCAAUUGAAAUUGCCUAUUAAAAGCAUCACUGGUAAAAACGGCAUUGGCCUUUAUAAUUCAAGGGACUCUUUUUUUGGAGAGCACCCUUCUAUUCUUGAUCUGAAUCAGAAAAAGAGGUUGAUGGCCAGGGUGAAAGUCCAGGAGAGGGGCUAAUCUGAAGACCCUUUAGGUGGAGCAAUUUGCCUUGGAAACAGGUUACAGGAAGGAUGCUUAUCUAGAAAGCACAUGCCUUAUCAGUAGGAGUCCUUGUGGUUCACGGAAUGGAUGGACAUCACACCUUUCUGAUGUGGCUCUGAUGUCCUUCUCCACCUUCCUUUGUUAGAUGGAUCAUUCCCCAUGAGUCAACGCAGCUUCCCGCCUUCCUUCUGGAACAGCACGUACCAGCCCUCUUCAGUGCCUGCGUCCCUGGGCAGCCCACUGUCAGCCACUGCCCACAGCGAACUGCCCUUUGCCACAGCGGACCCUUACUCUCCAGGCUCGCUGCACAGUCACCUCCACCAGGGGCCCCCGGAGCCCUGGCACCCUGCCCAUCACCACCAUCACCACCACCACCACCCUUACAUUGGAACACAGAGCUCAGCCUACCCUCGACCCACCGCUGUGCAUGAGGUCUACGGCCCUCACUUUGACCCUCGCUACGGCUCCCUGCUGGUGCCCGCCGCUUCCGUGCGCCCCCACCGCCUCACGCCCGCCUCAGUGCCCACGCCCGUCAGCCCUCCGUGCGAGCUGGGCAAGAGUGAGCCUGCCACUUCAGCGUGGACAACGCCAGCACCUUUCGCCAGUCCUGCAGGGGAAAUGGCACAGAGUUUAGGCCUCAAUGUGGACACAGGUAAGGCCUGGCAGGUGUAGCUUUCUGUUUCUGUCCAUCCACCCUUUUCUCACAUUCUGAAUUGUGUGUGUGUGUGUGUGUGUGUGUGUGUGUGUGUGUGUUCAUCAUCAGCAAGGUCCCCUUGCUCUACCCCAAAUAAAUGCAAAUAACAAAAUGAACAGUAAUAGAAUACAAUUCCUGCCCCCAGCCCUUCUCAGAGGUCCAGGGAGGCGGGGGCCAUUUCCAGCUUUUGAGGUCCUUAGCCAUAAUAAAAAAAUUUAAAUGACGACACAUGAAAACAAAGUAAGGCACCAAACAGAAACAGAGUGAGACAUAAAACUGAGUUAUUUAUUUCUAAACUUAACAGGUGCUUUUCUUGCCUUUCUGCAAAAAAAUAAAUAAAAAUGCUGUAAUUAUCAAGAAGAAAAAUCUAGCUUUCGUGCAGUGAUAUUAAGUGUAGCAUAUCCAUGCAAACACUCUUGCCCCGUAGCUGAAUGGUGAUAGUUCUGUAGCUGCUUCAACACAUCAUAGGUGGGCUCACUUGAAGCCACUGAUACAGGCAAACUGAGAAAAAUAGGUAAUAUGAUUGUGAUAUCAGGAAACACACCAGAGAGCCCAAGUUCAAGUAUUCCUUGAUGCAACUUAUUAUUCAGCCCUCGGUGUCCAAAAGUUAUCCACGACUAUCUUAGGGAGUAUGUUUACAAAAUGAACAUAACCUUUCCUCAAGAAACUUUCAGUCUUUAUCAAAUUCUUGAAAGAGAAUAUGUUUUCUUGUUAGAGGAGAUGUCUACUAUGUGUUUUCCAUGAAAUACAGAUAUUACUAUUUUUAUUUUUAGUUUAGUGGGUGUGCAAACUUAGGUAACAUCUCUCUCUCUGUGUGUUUGUCUCUCUCUUUCUUUCUCUCUCUAAGGAAAGAAUUCUGGAUUCUACAAUUCAAAAGACUAAGGGUGAAACCAAUUAUCCCUGUAGGGGCCUAGUUGUAAAUAAAACUGGUCACAUCUCUUGUGAGUCUCUGUUGCAUUUAUUCCCCAAGCAGGGAUGACUCCAAGGGGUAGCAACAAUGGGUCCAGGUGCUCACCCUCCAAAUGUUUCCCACUUCCCCCUGCUCCCCUAAUGUGUAUUUUUAUGGAGUUGCUCCUGUCCUUGAGCUCUAUUGUAUAAUUUUCUAAAUUGUCACCAUCCUCUUAAUAAGCCAGUAGGGUGAGCUCUUUGUGUUUGUGAGGGCUCAUCAUGGCAACCCAUUGUUAAUGCCUAGUUUAUAGUCAAGUCACCUCUCUGUUUAGAAAAUGUUUGAUUCAAUUCCAAGUGCCCAUUUUUACAGAUGUGGAACUAAAGGUGAGGGACAGUGCCAAAAGCGGAUUUCCACCAGGAUUCCCUAAAUUCUCUUGUGAAGCUAUCCAUUUGAACUUGGGUUUUCCUUUUAUUUCGAGAGUGCAUUACUAUGCUUUUAGAUAGGUUACCUACCCUUUCAAGAAAAUGGUGGUAGUUGUCUUUCCCCACCCCUGCCCCAUCCUUAUAUAUUUAUACUCCUCCCCCUUUUCUGUUUUAUUUUAUUUCCAUUUUCUCUUUCUCUCUCUCUCUCUCUUUUCUCUGUUCUCAGGUUUACAGCCUCAGGAUAAAAGCAAGGACCUCUAUUGGUUUUAGACCUGCCCUUCCACCUUUUCUUCUUCCCCUCUAGUCAGAUCUCUGCCUAAGUAGGACUGGUGGUGACAGAGCUGAAUCGAGUCGAUUUGUAACAGCUUCUGAUCUUGGUUUACAGCUCGCCGUUAUUCCUUCUGUGGUGGAUCCCUCCUGAGCUGAACUGCUGAUUCUAAAGCGUUCCCAACCACCCCACAACUCCAUCUUCUUUGUCCCCCUCCAUCUUUCAGUAUCUCGUGUCACAUUUCAAGGACAAGAAGACGGGCAAUUCAGUGGGAGUUAAAAGCUGCUUAGACUUCAACUUUCAACCAACAGGACCUAAGAUGAUGAUGGGGUGAUGAUGGGGUUGGGCACCCUCAUCCAUGAACAGUGGCCAGGCCAUUCUAAAGAAUCAAGAUGAACAAAGAAGGACUUUGAAAUUGCUGACUUUAGGAAGCAAAAUGUGUUUGCUGCCGGCACGAUGGCAUGGACUUUUCUUUUUGACUGACAUUUUUUAAAAAAACAAAAAACAAAAACACCUCCACAGUCCUUUUUCAAAGCAGCAUGAGAAGAUAUUCAGAUGUUGUAAAUGGGAUUGUUGUCCUUUCCACUGUAGAAACACAGAAAGGAAUUCUAAACUCCUAGGCACGUUUGGGAUUUUUUUUUUUUUAAAUGGAGAGACCUUUCAGUCUUCAGCAUGGUGAUGAGUGGCAAGCGACUAGCACAGGCCACCUGCCCUCCCGGCUUACACAAAUGCAGCUGUUCAAGAGACAACUGUUCGAAUUCUAGAAACUUGACAACUAAGGUGGCACUUCUCCGAGUUUGGCACAACAAUUGCAUUGGAUAAUGCAUCCAUCCAUAUGUGUAUAUAUAAGGUUUUUAUACAAGGAACGUUUUAUGAUGAAAGAAGAGACCCUUCAAAAAAGAAAAGAAAAGAAAAGGCUCCACAAGUAACAACUGGAGAAAAUUGGGGUGGGGGAGUAAUUGGAUAGACAAAGGGCCCCAUUUAAUAUGAAUGCUCACUGUAUGUAUCUUUCUAGUGGUCAGUGACUGGGUCUCUCUUCUCUUCUUUUUUGAAGGGACAUAUAUGAGAUGUUUAUUUGUAGGAAAGUUGAAUUAAAGAUGUCUCCUUUCACCAUC
This is a messenger RNA of Podarcis lilfordi (Lilford's wall lizard), 17858 nucleotides long. NCBI's taxonomy places the organism in Eukaryota, Metazoa, Chordata, Lepidosauria, Squamata, Lacertidae. The record is from the annotation of a GenBank genome assembly.